GCUCCCUGCCGGGCGGGGGCCCGAGGAGGAGGCGGCGCGGGGGGAGGGGAGGGGAGGAGGGAGGGGAGGGGAGAGGAGGGGAGGGGAGGGGAGGGGAGAGGGCGGGCGCGCCGAAGACGCUCCGAGAGCCCGUGCGUUUCGUAAGGCGCCGAGCGAGCGAGACCGGCGAGCGAGCACUUGUGCGGCGUGCGGGCGGGCGGGCGCGGCGAGCCUUCCUCCCGGCGCCGCGGCCCCAGCUCCGCCGCCCCCCGCGCCGCCGCCCCCCGCCCCGCAGCCCCGCAGCCCCGCAGCCCCGCAGCCCCGGCACGGCCGCGCGGGCGCGUGUGUGUUGCAGCGCCCGAGGCCACCCUGCAAAGUCGCCGAGCCGGAGAGAGCGCCGCCCGCCGCCCCAGCCCGGCCCGGCCCGGCCGGAACCCGCCGGCCACCAUGCCCGCAGGCCCGAGCCCCUAGGCGGCCGCCCGCGAUGGUGCCCGCGGCCCGGGGAGCUCGAGGCUGAUCGCUCGGCGCUUCAGAAGCUGCGGCCCCCUCCCCCUUCCCCCCUCCCUCGCCGUCUUUGUCUCCUUCCCCCCCCCGCCCCCCACCAGCUCUCCCCACUCCCCCACCCCACCCCCUCGCCUCUCCUCCUCUCUCGUAGAAGCAGCGGUCGGAGAUGGAUGUCUCUCUUUGCCCGGCCAAGUGUAGUUUCUGGCGGAUUUUCUUGCUGGGAAGCGUCUGGCUGGACUAUGCGUGCUCGGUGCUGGCCUGCCCGGCCAAUUGUGUCUGCAGCAAAACGGACAUCAGCUGCCGGCGGCCGGACGAUGGCAAUCUCUUCCCGCUGCUGGAGGGCCAGGACCCGGCGGCGGGCGGCGGCAACGCCAGCCUCAACAUCACCGACCUCUCCCGCAACAUCACUUCCAUACACAUAGAGAACUGGCGCGGCCUGCACACACUCAACGCCGUGGACAUGGAGCUCUACACCGGCCUCCAGAAGCUGACCAUUAAGAACUCAGGACUACGGAGCAUCCAGCCCAGGGCCUUUGCCAAGAACCCCCACCUGCGCUACAUAAACCUGUCGAGUAACCGGCUCACCACACUGUCCUGGCAGCUGUUCCAGACGCUGAGCCUCCGAGAACUGAGACUGGAGCAGAACUUCUUCAACUGCAGCUGUGACAUCCGCUGGAUGCAGCUGUGGCAGGAGCAGGGGGAGGCCCGGCUCAACAGCCAGAACCUUUACUGCGUCGGCACCGAUGGCUCCCAGCUGCCCCUGCUGAGCAUGAACAUCAGCCAGUGUGACCUCCCCGAGAUCAGCGUGAGCCACGUCAACCUGACGGUACGAGAAGGGGACAACGCCGUCAUCACCUGCAACGGCUCGGGGUCCCCGCUGCCUGACGUUGACUGGAUGGUGUCGGGGCUGCAGUCCAUCAACACGCACCAGACCAAUCUGAACUGGACCAACGUGCACGCCAUCAACCUGACUCUGGUGAACGUGACAAGUGAGGACAACGGCUUCACGCUGACCUGCAUCGCGGAGAACGUGGUGGGCAUGAGCAACGCCAGCGUGGCUCUCACCGUCCACUACCCCCCUCGCGUGCUGAGCCUGGAGGAGCCGGAGGCAAGGCUGGAGCACUGCAUCGAGUUUGUGGUCCGUGGGAACCCGCCCCCCACGCUGCACUGGCUGCACAACGGACAGCCGCUGCGGGAGUCCAAGAUUAUCCACGUGGACUUCUACCAGGAGGGCGAGCUCUCCGAGGGCUGCCUGCUCUUCGAUAAGCCCACACACUACAACAACGGCAACUACACGCUGGUGGCCAAGAACCCGCUGGGCACCGCCAGCCAGACCAUCAACGGGCACUUCCUCAAGGAGCCCUUUCCCGAGAGCACGGAGAACUUUGUCUCUUUCUACGAAGUGAGCCCCACCCCUAUCACUGUGACCCUCAAGCCGGAGGAGGACACUUUUGGGGUGUCCAUAGCUGUGGGGUUGGCUGCCUUCGCCUGUGUGCUGCUGGUGGUCCUCUUCAUCGUGAUCAACAAGUAUGGCCGACGCUCCAAGUUCGGGAUGAAGGGCCCCGUGGCGGUCAUCAGCGGCGAGGAGGACUCGGCCAGCCCCCUGCACCACAUCAACCACGGCAUCACCACGCCCUCGACGCUGGACACCGGCCCGGACACCGUGGUCAUCGGCAUGACCAGGAUCCCCGUCAUCGAGAACCCCCAGUACUUCCGCCAGGGCCACAACUGUCACAAGCCGGACACGUACGUGCAGCACAUCAAGAGGAGGGACAUCGUGCUCAAGCGGGAGCUGGGCGAGGGCGCCUUUGGCAAGGUCUUCCUGGCCGAGUGCUACAACCUCAGCCCCACCAAGGACAAGAUGCUGGUGGCCGUGAAGGCCCUCAAGGACCCCACGCUGGCCGCCCGGAAGGACUUCCAGAGGGAGGCAGAGCUGCUCACCAACCUGCAGCAUGAGCACAUCGUCAAGUUCUACGGGGUGUGUGGUGACGGCGACCCUCUCAUCAUGGUCUUCGAGUACAUGAAGCACGGGGACCUCAACAAGUUUCUCAGGGCCCACGGGCCAGACGCCAUGAUCCUGGUGGACGGGCAGCCGCGCCAAGCCAAGGGCGAGCUGGGGCUCUCACAGAUGCUGCACAUUGCCAGCCAGAUCGCCUCGGGCAUGGUGUACCUGGCCUCCCAGCACUUCGUGCACCGUGACCUGGCCACCCGUAACUGCCUGGUGGGGGCCAACCUGCUGGUGAAGAUCGGCGACUUCGGCAUGUCCAGGGACGUCUACAGCACCGACUACUACCGGGGAGGGCCCCGGCAUAAAGGCCCGUUCGGCGUGUCCUGGCAGUGGCAGAGUCUCACCGCACCGGCGCCUCCCGCACUCUUUAAUCCAUCUGGAAAUGAUUUUUGUAUAUGGUGUGAGGUGGGAGGACACACCAUGCUGCCCAUACGCUGGAUGCCACCCGAGAGCAUCAUGUACCGCAAGUUCACCACCGAGAGUGACGUGUGGAGCUUCGGGGUGAUCCUCUGGGAGAUCUUCACCUAUGGGAAGCAGCCUUGGUUCCAGCUUUCCAAUACAGAGGUCAUAGAGUGCAUCACCCAAGGGCGUGUGCUGGAGAGGCCCCGGGUGUGCCCCAAGGAGGUCUAUGACGUCAUGCUGGGGUGCUGGCAGCGGGAGCCCCAGCAGAGGCUGAACAUCAAGGAGAUCUACAAGAUUCUUCACACCCUGGGCAAGGCCACCCCCAUCUACCUGGACAUUCUGGGCUAGUGGCCAGGCCCCGGCACACGCGGCGUCCCCUCCCCGGCCUCUCCGCCCUCCCCCCACGCUCCCCAUCCCGGACUAGACAGACAUCUUCACACAAACUCAAGUGCCUGCUACAGAUACAACACUGAAAAAAAAAAAGAGAGAGAGAGAGAGAGACAGAACCUUGUAAGGCAGUUUGGUGCAUAUACACACACAUUUAUAUGCACUUACAUAUUUAUAUAUCUAACUAUCUAUCUAUUUCUGAAGAGAGGGGCUCCUGCUCUACUGCAGAGAGGCUGCUGAGGCUGGGACGGCCGCUCUGGGAGGCCCAUGCUCCUCCGGCUCUGGGUUUGAGAGCCCAGCAGGUUGGGGAGAGGGCCCCGGAGGCACCUGGUGGCCCUGAGGCCUGUACCCCCGCAUGAGCGGUCCCCCCGGCUCUGCUCUGGCUCAGGAACGGACGGCACCCACCCAAGGCAACGGCAAGAAAGAGCAGCAGCCCCGGGCCCUGGGCCGGCCUCACGCCUCCCUGGCCAUGACGUCCAUAGCUUCUCCCUGCCCUCCACAUCGAGGCCAUGUUCCCAUCCUUCUUGAUGCUUCCGGGGGUGGGGGGGGGAUGAGAGACAGCACCUCCAUGUUACACAGGACAAGCUACCAGAAUGCCCACAGAGGAAGUCCAGACCAUGGUGCCUACACCCCCUGAGGGUGGGGCCACCCCUCCCCAAGUUCACUGCCCGCAGACCCGGAGGACUGGAUUCUGGACCACAGGACCCCCAGAGCAACAGCCAAGCCACCGUCUCCCGCCGUCUGUGCAUCCCCGGAAACACCUCAGUCCAUCACCUGCAAAAUUCAGGCCUUUGGGAAGCUGGGGGGACACGGGAAGGCAGGAGCUGACCCCAACGACAGAGGGAUCCUACAGCAGGAAACACCCCCCCCCGGGGGCCCUCACCUCUCAUCCUUGCACCCCCUCAAUCCUGAGGCCUCUGCUGGUCUCUGUGGAGAGAACAGGCCCAUGAGCGACUGGGUGGUCCUGUGGGCACCUGCACUGGCCCUUGGCCUUGGGUUCAUGUCAGGAUGGGGCACCUGCCUUUAGCCACGUGAGGACGCAGGGGUGAGGGCACCGGGGCCACAGGCUGCUGAGGUCAGAGCAUGGCGUGAGGGGGAGGCCUCAGGUGCAGCUAGCUCCCUCUGCCACCCCCUGCCUGCCCGCCCACCUGCCUUCUGGCUGCUUCUGCCAAGGACAGUCUGGACAGAUGUCUGAGCUGGAGCCUGCCCCGAGCCCGGCUCUCCAGCCCUCCUGCUGUGGGGAGGAGCCCCCACCCCACCCCUCAACUUGAGCACACCUUGAGGCCACCUUGCAGCCUGGAGCUGAGGGGAGAGACCAGACUCUGCACUGGGUUUUGCUUCUGGAUUUUCUAUUUUGAACAACUCCUGUUUUUAUUCCACUGGAGCAGAGCCCUGCGUUGGGGCCAGCGCUCCCUGGGUGUGUGUGUGUGUGUGUGUGUGUGUGUGUGUGUGUGUGUGUGUGUGUGUGUGUGUAUGGGGGGGGUCUGAGAUCUGAGGACAGGUUGGAGGGGGCUCCUGGCGGUGAGCUCUCUGCACUGCACCCUCCCCUGGAUCCUGGCUGCCCUAACUCCUCCCUCUUGGGCUCAGCUCCCCCCCCCCCCACUCUGAGGGCCUGGCUGCAGGUGGCUUCCCAUGGUCUCCCAUGGCCCUGCUCUGAGCUGGAGAAGAGGUCCUGGUGCUGAUGGAGGGAGGGAGUAGGGGCUCUGGGGAGGCCUCCUGGGGUUCCCCAGAGGGAGGUCCCCAGGGUCUCUCCCAUUCCUGUCAUUUUGCCUUGUCCCCCAAAUAGACACUGUGUGGCUUCCGU
Erinaceus europaeus (western European hedgehog) is the source of this 5084-nucleotide messenger RNA. RefSeq names its product neurotrophic receptor tyrosine kinase 3 (gene NTRK3). Gene Ontology annotation, cellular component: axon; signaling receptor complex; plasma membrane. Lineage: Eukaryota; Metazoa; Chordata; Mammalia; Eulipotyphla; Erinaceidae. Gene Ontology annotation, biological process: regulation of phosphatidylinositol 3-kinase/protein kinase B signal transduction; protein phosphorylation; cell surface receptor protein tyrosine kinase signaling pathway. Gene Ontology annotation, molecular function: transmembrane receptor protein tyrosine kinase activity; neurotrophin binding; neurotrophin receptor activity. The transcript is spliced from 20 exons. The record is from RefSeq and is a predicted model, not a curated record. Bases 650 to 3241 code for a protein of 863 amino acids.